AUGGAAUUAAAGCAAGAAAAAGAUGAAAAAGAACUAUGUGUUUCAUUGCAUGUCGAAGAAAAUGAAAGCAAAACAAAACAUGAUAUUGUACCACCUUGUGGAAUUGACAUUCAAAGAUAUUCAACGUUGACAAAGUUGUUGCGUGUUACAGCUCUUGUCUUAAAGUUCAUUAGGAAACUCAAAAAUGUAAAGGAUGAUGCAAAAUAUCUAACUUGUGACGACUUACGACAAGCUGAAAAUUUGUGGAUAGUUUAUGUUCAAAGGAAUAUUUAUAAUAAGGACUAUAAGAAUAUUCAAAAGAAAAAGCCGUCCGGACUACAAAGACAACUUGGACUGGUUAUCGACAACAAUGGAUUAUUGCGUUGUACUGGGCGUUUAGGGAACUCUUGCUUAUCAGAAGGAGCAAGACAACCUAUUCUUCUACCUCACAAAGAAAAGUUUACUGAACUAGUGAUUCAAAGGGCACAUAAAGAGUGUAUGCAUUAUGGAAUAUCACAUGCGCUAUCCAGAACAAGACAAACAUAUUGGAUAACUCGCGGUCGUUCAGCGGUCAAAGCAGCAUUAAAUAAGUGUAAUGUGUGUCGCCGCUACGAUGGAGGCCCAUACAAAAUGCCUGUUAUGGCCCCACUUCCCAGUUCAAGAGUACAAAAGUCAAGUGCAUUUUCACGAACUGGAUUAGAUUAUCUUGGACCUUUGAACAUUAAAACAUCAAAUGGUAAUAGAAAAGUCUGGAUAUGUUUAUUUUCGUGUAUGACAACACGUGCUAUUCAUUUGGAAGUGAUUCAGGAUUUAAGUACAGAAGAAUUCCUGAUGUGCUUGCAACGAUUCAUUUCACAAAGAAACACUCCUAUCGAGAUUGUUUCUGAUAACGCUGCUCAGUUUAAACUUGCAAGUAAAGUCAUAAAUCAUAUAUGGAAAAACGUAGUGCAAAGUAAUGAAGUAAUGUCAUACGUAGCUUCGAAGGGCAUUCGUUGGAAUUUCAUUGUUGAGUUAGCUCCGGGGAUUCUGUGA
Messenger RNA from Ruditapes philippinarum (Manila clam), 1011 nucleotides. RefSeq lists its product as uncharacterized. The record is from RefSeq and is a predicted model, not a curated record. Bases 1 to 1011 code for a protein of 336 amino acids. Lineage: Eukaryota; Metazoa; Mollusca; Bivalvia; Venerida; Veneridae. The transcript has a single exon. Gene Ontology annotation, molecular function: nucleic acid binding.